ACUACCAUUGUAAAAGGUAAACAUUGCAAAACAUUGGCACAUGCCAAAAUACACCGACAUAACUAACAGGUGUUGUUGCGCUGACGCCCUGAAAUCAUACUGCUGUCACUGACAAACUUUGAGGCCCAGUGUACUGAUAGUUUGAAUGCUCUGAAUAGGAUGUGUCUUCAGUUGUAAAGGGGAACUUGGUACGUUUGAAUCAGCAAACAUGAAUCGUUCAAAACAGGCAACAUUAGAACAGCUUUGUCAACUUCAACAGAAACCAUCACAUAUAAGGAAUAUAUGUAUACUGGCUCAUGUGGAUCAUGGAAAGACAACAUUAGCAGAUGCCUUGGUCGCCAGUAAUGGCAUUAUAUCUAAGCGAAAUGCUGGCAAAAUACGCUACAUGGACAGCAGAGCAGAUGAACAAGAAAGAGGCAUCACUAUGAAGUCAAGUGCAAUAACUUUGCUUUAUGAGAAAACACAUCAAGGUGUGCAUCCUCAGCAGUAUCUGAUCAACUUGAUAGAUUCUCCUGGGCAUGUUGAUUUCUCCAGUGAAGUUUCUACUGCUGUGCGUCUCUGUGAUGGAGCAGUUGUUGUUGUGGAUGUGGUGGAAGGGGUUUGCCCUCAGACCCAGGCAGUGCUGCGUCAGGCAUGGUUGGAAAAUAUACGACCCAUGCUAGUGUUAAACAAAAUGGAUCGUCUUAUAUCUGAGUUGAAAUUCACCCCUCUUGAAGCAUACUACCAUCUUAUUCAAGUCCUGGAGCAGGUCAAUUUGAUCACCAACCAGUUGUUCAUCUCUGAAGCUAUGGACAGGACAUCAAAGGACAAUGAAGAAGAAAAUGAAGACAGUGCCGAAACUAAUGAUCCAAAGUCUUACGACUGGACGGUGAUUGAGGAUGAAGAAGAGAACAAAAACAUCUACUUCUCCCCCGAGUUGGGAAAUGUCGUCUUUGCAAGUGCUUAUGAUGGAUGGGGCUUCUCAGUGAAAGACUUUGCCCGCAUGUAUGCAGCCAAGUUAGGUACGAAAGAGUCAGUUCUCCUGAAGACAUUAUGGGGAGACUAUUUCAUCAACAUGAAGUCCAAACGCAUAGUAAAAGGUGCCCAAUCCAAAGGGAAGAAGCCUCUGUUUGUGCAGUUUGCCUUGGAGAAUAUUUGGGCUGGCUACGAUGCUGUUUUGGAACAGAAGGACAGUGCAAUGACAGAAAAGAUUGUCAAAUCUCUAGGGCUGACCAUCACGACCAGAGACACGAGACACAAAGAUCCUCGGAUACUUCUACAGGCCAUCAUGAGCCAGUGGCUUCCCUUGUCAGAUGCAGUGCUGGACACUGUUGUGACAUGCACCCCGUCACCUUUGAAAGUGUCAGAGGAGAGAGUGGAAGCCCUCAUGUGUAGCCAGAGCCGACAGUUCUCCUCACUGCCAGAGCCUACACAAAGUUUAAAGUCAGAUUUUCUUGCGUGCAGCUCUUGUCCUGAGGCGCCUGUCAUUCUCUAUGUUUCUAAGAUGUUCCCAAUGGAAAGAAAAUGUUUGCCUCAGCACAGGGCAAGGCCUCUGACAGAAGAAGAGCUGCGGCUUCGUAGAGAGGAGGCACGACGGAGACAUGCUGAGAUGAAAGCCAAAAUGGAAGAAAAUGCGUCAGAGAGCAAUCAAAACACAAAUGGAGAGGUUGAAGCACAUGGUCAUUCCUAUCUUAAAGAAAGCAACAGUCAAAAGACAGAGGAAGAUCCAGAGGAAAAUGUCUUCAUCGCUUUUGCAAGAGUCUUCAGUGGCACUGUUCGCAAAGGUCAAACAAUGUUUUUCUUGGGCCCAAAGCAUGAUCCGGGAAAGGCAUUAGCUGACUUUAAUGACAAGUCUAUGGCUGAGCUCUUGAGCCAACCAGAUGUCUUGUCGCAGACUCACAUCACAGCUGUUGAGAUUAAAGACAUCUACCUGCUCAUGGGCAGAGAACUGGAAACAGUUGAUGAGGUUCCAGCAGGAAAUGUUUUGGGCAUUGGAGGUUUGGAAGAAAGCAUCUUGAAGUCUGGAACUCUGGCUACAACUCUGGCAUGCCCAGCGUUCACUGACAUGUACUUUGACGCCUCUCCUAUAGUGAGGGUAGCAGUGGAGUCUGCACAUGCAUGUGAUAUGAGCAAACUCAUUCAAGGGCUUCGCCUGCUGAACCAGGCAGACCCAUGCGUGGAGGUGAGGGUCCAGGAAACCGGUGAACACGUGAUUAUUGCUGCUGGAGAAGUUCAUCUACAGAGAUGUAUUGAUGACUUGAGGGAAAGGUAUGCCAAAGUGGAGGUGAAUGUGUCAAAGCCCAUUGUGCCAUUCCGAGAGACUCUCACUGUGCCUCCAAAGAUGGACAUGGUCAAUGAAACAAUUCUGGAACAAGGACAAGCUGACAAAGAAGAAGAUGAGGAUGAUACAAUUCAGGCUUCAACUGCCGAUCGUCAGUGCCAUCUGUUGCUGAGAGCUGCUCCCCUGCCAGGUACCGUGGCAGACAUUCUCCUACAGCAUCAAGAGACCUUGAAAGCCCUAGACUCUAUGACUACUGCCAACAUCACUGGAAGGUCUGAGCUACAGAUGGGCUUUUGUAUGAACAAGGCAGCUGUGGAGACAUUGCAAACUGUGAAACAACACCUGAAGGAGGAGUUUGAGAAGGCUGGAGGGGAAUGGGUCGGUGCUGAGGACAAGAUCUGGAGCUUCGGCCCUCGUCGCUGUGGUCCCAAUAUUCUGUUGAACUGUGUCAAAGGGUACAACAGGCCGUCAGUGUGGCUGUCGUUAGAGGGCGGAGGUGCUGUGGGUAAAGUGGCAGACUUUGACAACAGUGUCAUCAGUGGCUUUCAGAUUGCCACUUUAGCUGGCCCUCUGUGCGAGGAACCUAUGCACGGUGUCUGCUUCAUGGUGGAGGACUGGUGGUAUGGAAGUCAGGCGAAAGCCUCUGUGUCACAACAGGGUUCUUCAAGCCACAGGUCAUCUCCUUGUAUUGAGGAAGCGUCUAAUGGGAAAGACAUAGCAAGUCUCACGAGUGAUGAGUGCAAUCUCCUUAGUUCAGAUCUCAAGUCUAAAGUGGAAAUCUGUGACAGCAGCUCUGGGAAGGUUGAGAAUGGCGAGGAUGGAGAGCUUCCGCUUACUGGGGAAAAUGGCCAUGCAGUCCAGGAGACUCAUGUCUUUCAGGGCAGCGAUACAAUCCAGCGACAGAGCAACGUGUUUGGCCCUCUGUCUGGUCAGCUCAUCUCCACCGUGAAGGAAGGCUGCCGACGAGCGUUCCAGGCACAGCCUCAGCGACUGAUGGCCGCCAUGUACAAGUGUGAGGUACAGGCCACUAUGGAAGUGCUAGGCAAGCUUCAUGGGGUGCUGUCCAAGCGCUAUGGUCAGGUACUCUCGGAGGAGAUGCAAGAAGGGACAGACAUUUUUAACGUGACCGCAGCUCUUCCUGUGGUGGAAAGUUUUGGGUUUUCUGAAGACAUACGCAAGAAGACAAGUGGGCUGGCCAGUCCACAACUCAAGUUUUCUCACUGGGAGAUGUUGACUGUUGACCCAUUCUGGGUGCCGACUACGGAGGAGGAGUACACACACUUUGGAGAAAAAGCUGACGCGGAAAACAAAGCCAGGCUCUACAUGAAUAAAGUUCGCAAACGUAAAGGCUUGAGGACAGACGAGAAAAUUGUUGAAUUUGCAGAAAAGCAAAGAACUCUAACAAAGAUGAAGUAAAAAAAAAAAAAGGAUCUCAGCUGAAUUCUGCCAAUUUUAUGAAACACUGAAGGAGCACAAUAAAAAAAAUUAUCUUGUUAUUGCUUUAACUUAUGAAAUGCUGACAGAAGUAGAAGACAAGCAGUAUUCAUUAUGAAAAAAAGGUACUGAUUGGCCCAUCGUUCUUUUAAUGAGGAGACGAGAAAUUAUAUUAAAUGGGAACUAGCUUUCUUUAGGAUAAUGGUUUCGGUUGUGAAAUUCAUACUUAGUGUAUGUGUAAUUGGUAAUAUGUGUCAGAUUUUGGGUGGACCUGCCCUCUCUUUUAUGCUCCAGGACAAUAUGAGAGAGUUGUUUGUUGAAAAAAAUGUUUGAAUAUGUGAGUUUUCAGUGUUGGUUCUCUGUUAACACACCAUGCUGAGAUUAAGAACGUUUCUCAUUGGACAAGAAAAAUUCAACCCCUGUUAGAUUGAAACCCACUCUGUCGGCCUAAAUGCCUGUCAGCUGCCUCAAGACCUGGUAUUAUAUCGUGAAAUGAUUAAAGACUACGAUGCUUGGAAGAAAACUCUGUUGUGUUUUGUUAGACACAUUUCAGGUCUAUGUUUCGGUUUCUGCCUGGCUGUUUUCUUUUCACAAGGAUUCAGGAUGUUUGUGUCAUAUUAUGGAAAUUAGGACACAUUUAGUUUUAUGAAUGACUGGCUUUUUAAAAAACUCUUGUGGUAUGGGGAAUAUCUUUUCUUUUCUUUAAUACGUCCACAUGGCAGCCAUUGUUACUACUGAAAGCACAGAUUGCUUUGUUAUUGUCUUGGUAAUGAGAUUUGAUCAAGCAAGUAUAUUGUCUUUGGACAAAUAAUUAGUGUAAUUCCAUUGUUUAAUUUUAAUGACUAUCCAAGAUAGUGUGUUAUUUUGGGUGAUUGUUGGCUUGCAAGACAAGUGUGAUGUACAUAGUGAUAAAAGGAACAAGAAUUUAUAAUGUUUUGCUUCUACGAAUCAUGAAGGGCAAGUCUGAUUUUAAAGUGCGAUUGUGCAACCACUUGAAGUAGCCUGGUGAUGUGUAAUCUUUAUUUACAAAGAUUGAUUUUUUUGUGAGUCAUUGACAAUAAAACAGUCGAAGAAUA
This is a messenger RNA of Aplysia californica (California sea hare), 4770 nucleotides long. RefSeq names its product elongation factor-like GTPase 1. Bases 209 to 3676 code for a protein of 1155 amino acids. Gene Ontology annotation, molecular function: GTP binding; ribosome binding; GTPase activity. Gene Ontology annotation, cellular component: cytosol; ribonucleoprotein complex. The transcript is spliced from 24 exons. Gene Ontology annotation, biological process: cytosolic ribosome assembly. The record is from RefSeq and is a predicted model, not a curated record. Lineage: Eukaryota; Metazoa; Mollusca; Gastropoda; Aplysiida; Aplysiidae.